Xiphophorus hellerii (green swordtail) is the source of this 1582-nucleotide messenger RNA. RefSeq names its product ST3 beta-galactoside alpha-2,3-sialyltransferase 5 (gene st3gal5). The record is from RefSeq and is a predicted model, not a curated record. Bases 119 to 1312 code for a protein of 397 amino acids. NCBI's taxonomy places the organism in Eukaryota, Metazoa, Chordata, Actinopteri, Cyprinodontiformes, Poeciliidae. Gene Ontology annotation, molecular function: lactosylceramide alpha-2,3-sialyltransferase activity. The transcript has 8 exons.
CUUCACUGCUCCUUCAAGAACGUUACAGAUGAAGUCAUCUCCAGGCUAAACUCUGUCAGAACUGGAGAGCAGCUCGUUUUAUUUCACUGAAUGGAGCCAUGAAGAGUCACCGGGGUCCAUGCGAGGGACAGGAUGCCUGAGAGCCAGAGGGCUCCGAGCUUCAGCCGGGAGACCCGAGGUGAUCGCUGGAUCCACGGCGGAUGACAACAUGAAGCUUUCCUUGCGCUGUCCAGCACACAGGCAGGUGUGGUCGGUGCUUAUUGUUUUGGCUUUGCUGGUUUUGGUGAUAUCCUCCCUGCUGCUGAUGCAGACGAGGACAGAGGAACCAUUUCAGUUUCAUGUCAACUCUGCACAUAAACAGCUGGUGCAUGAGAACGCACGGCGAGUUCUGGAGGGCGGGUGCCGCCCCAGAGGCAGCAGAGAGAAGCUGCUCGCUCUGUUCCCGUCUGCCAGUGGCGCCGUCCAGCCCUUCCUGUGGAGGGACCAGCCGAUCCCCGCCCGGCUCUUCCUCUACCCACCGCCGUUUGGCUUCAAAGGGUUUAAAGGCAAAGUAGAGAACCUGCUGACGCUGCUGCCAGCGGCCCACCCUGACCCGGGACCGGAGGAGGCUUCCAGGAAGUGUCGCCGCUGUGUGGUGGUGGGGAACGGGGGCGUGCUGAAGGGCCUGGAGCUCGGUCAGCAGAUCGACCGUUUCCACACCGUAAUCAGGUUGAACAGCGGCCCUCUGGGAAAGCACACGGGCGACGUGGGGAAUCGAACCAGCAUCAGGAUGAGUUAUCCCGAGGGCACGCCCCUCCGCUGGGCGGACACAGACCCUCAUUCCGUGUUCGUGGCUGUGAUCUACAAAGGCGUUGACCUCAGCUGGAUCUCAGGCAUGAUCAGGAAGCUCGGCGUGACGUUUUGGGACUGGUUCUUCUUCUGGCAGAGGGUUCCACAGGAAAUUCCUCUAGAUCCCUCAAGGUUCCGACUUCUGAAUCCCGACGUCCUCAGGCAGACUGCCUUGGACUUCCUGGAAUACCCUAAACCCAGGUGGCGCCUGUGGGGCUGGGACCAGAAUGUUCCGACGCUGGGCGUGACCGCACUGAGCUUAGCCAGCCUGCUGUGUGACGAGGUCAGCCUGGCGGGAUUCGGCUACAACCUGUCCCAGCAGGGGGCGCCGCUGCACUACUACGACAGCCUGCCCACGAGCCUCAUGCAGCAGCAGAACAUGCACAACGUGGACAAAGAAACUCAGUUCCUGCACAGACUGGUGAGAGAGGGGGUCGUUAGCGACCUGACCGGAGGAAUCCACUGCUCCUUCUGCUCCAGCUGACCCCAUCCUGAAGGUAUUUCACUGCACUUUCACUUUGCUGAAAUGCACGAGCAUAGGACAAAGAAGAACUAAGAGAUUUUAUGGUAUUAUGGUCAUAAUUUAUACUUCCAUUUCAGAUUUCCUGACAGAUAUUUGAAGCAUAAUUUCAGAUAAUUUAUUUUUAUGUUGUGAAAGCUGUUCGCCAUUCAAAUAUUGCAAUUUUCAGGUGUGUGAGAACACACAUGAAAGGUUUUAUUUUGUUUUUAAUAAACAGAGUUAUUUGUUGUUAAA